Molecule: messenger RNA, 2136 nt
Organism: Effrenium voratum
Lineage: Eukaryota; Dinophyceae; Suessiales; Symbiodiniaceae
Source: the annotation of a GenBank genome assembly
AUGCCAAAGCUCUUUGUUCACAAAGACUAUGUCGAUGAUGAAGUGGCCAAGUUGAGGCAUGAGCUGAACGAACUCAAGUCUCAUGUGCACAAAACACUGCAGUGGCACUGUGCCACAACCGUUGACAUUGGCGAGGAGCAAAACACUGAUAAGACUCAGACUGGGACAGAAUCCGAGACGAGCGUCAAGACUGGGUUCUCCCUGGCAGUGGACGCCGAUGAGAAAACUCGCACGACAUGGACGUCGAAUGCCAGCCUAGCGGAUGAGGACAUCACUUUUCAGAAGCGGAGUGCUUGGAGCAUUCCGCUUGUUCUCAACUGGAGCAAUUUGUCUGAAAGCAUAUUUGCCAGCCUACUUCUUAUACUGAAUGUUACCACUCAGCUCCUCCUGACCAUUGUCCUCGUUUCGCCAGGGUUUAUCGGUGAAGACUUUUUCAAGAAACUGGAGAGCGCGCGCAAUUGGCGCAGGAGUUUUGCUCACGACAUCAAGUAUGCCAGCAUGUCAGACAGGAGCUUAGCAACAAUGGUGUGUGAUGAGGACGGGUCCCUCAUAUUCUCAACGGCCCAGGCUGGUCUGGUUGCUGAGAUCAACAGCUACCUUGGUCUUUCCAAGUCUGGGGAUGGUGCAUUUCAGCUGCCCUACUUUCAGCCAGGAGUCAUGCUAUCAGUGCUCUGCAUUCUGCUCUGGGCAAUCUGCAUUGGCCGGGAGCUACGGAACGUGUGGUCCGUUGCCCGUGCCCUACGCUACACCGGUCACUUGGGUGGCACUUGGCAGGACCUGCCUUGGCAGCGGGCUCUGUCCAUGGCGGUGGUUUGCCUCAGCCGAACGGCGGUGGCUGUGGCCCUACUCAUCUCUGGCAGUAUGUGGCUGGCGCGCACCACCUCCAUCACAGAGCUGAUGCUGAACUGCGUCGCCUUGGAGGCGGUUUUGCACGUGGACGAGUUUAUCUUUACUGCCCUGGUGCCCACGAAUCUGCAGCAGCUGAUUCGGACUCUGCCUCCUGUGAAGAUCCCCAAGGGCCGUAGAUGGCCCCUGGUGGAGAACUGCAUUCUGUUUUUGGGACUUACAGCAGCACUUGUGCUGCCUUACAGUCUGCUCCACGCACCUCUCUCAAAGACGAUGGUUGCGGUAAAAAUGGAGCUUUGCGCAGGAAACCUAGAGUUUGUCAUGGGCGUGAAAGAUGACCUCGUUCGGGUGGUUCCCACCAGAACAAGCGUGAGUGACUUGCCAGAAAUGACCUACAUCGAGACAGCCGUGCUCGAAUAUGCCUUCCCUUCGAAAGUCAAAAAGCCCGUGGCUGUGCCCAUAGAGGAGCUGGACGUUACUCGCACGUAUGAGCUGCUUAGCCAAGGUUACGGUGUCUGGAAGCGCGAGAGGGACAUUUGCCGUCAGCACAAUGAGAAUGGGACGAACUUCAGCGCGUAUUUGGCGAGCGCUGCAUUUGCCGUUGGCAUGCCAGGAGCCACCAGCUGUGAAGAGCUGAAGUUUUACUGCAGUGACUCAGCCCCUGCCAAAUGGAUCUUUUCCAACGCCGCGCUAUGGCUACGCCUGGCUUGUCCCAGGACCUGCGGCUGCACCACGCCCUUGGCGUCACCGGUUGUGAGGACCCCGCGAUGGGGGUGCCAGUCGGCUUGCAUUCAAGAAUCCUUUGGCUUUGGCCUAUCCCGCGACAGUCCCUUUGUCGGGCAAGUCCCCAACUUCACUCUUGGAUGCAAAGACGUAUCUCCUGGUACACCCGGCUUUGAGGGCCUUCAGCAUUUUUGGGACCACUUCGUGACGCUUUCCUCUAUUCACAACGCCUACGACUACUCCCAGCAGCAGAGCGUUGUUGAGUUUGCUGCUUGGGCCAGAGAAGUAGGCUGCCCGGCUAUAGCUUAUCAGCCUGUAGACCUCAUGGGUAACCUGGCAUGCAGAGGCAGCUCCAAGUAUUUGCCUCUGGCAUGGUUCUGUCCGCAGACUUGCGGCUGUGCGACCUCUCGCAAUACUGAGCGGGACUACUUCUGCUUCGCCUAUGACUACUGCCCCAUGCACGUGUUGCCUGAUGAGGAGCCAGCGGCCUGGCAGCUGAUUUUGAAGCACGACUUGCUGGAGACCCUGAUGAAUCCGGAUCUGUUGUCUUACCAGACUGAAGACUGA